AUGUCUAUUGAAAUUACUGCUCACUCUCAACAAGCUUCUUCUCCAAUAAUAGACACUCCUAUUGUCAAGCUAGAAGAUACUCCAGCUACCAUCCAUUCUACUCCUUUAGAAGAUACUCCUGUUAUUAAUCCUUUUUCUAAAUUAGAAUAUACUACUAUUACUUCCGCUCAACUAUUACCUGCUCCUCAACUUGAAGAAACUCAAACUCUUAACACCUCUCAAAUAUACAAAGCAACUUAUUCUAAUGUUCCAGUAUGGGAAUUUCGAGUAAAAAAUGUAGCUGUAAUGCGUCGCAAAACAGAUGAUUGGCUUAAUGCAACUCAAAUUUUAAAAGUUGCUGAUUUUGAUAAGCCUCAUAGAACUAGGAUUUUAGAACGCGAUGUACAGAGGGGUGAACACGAAAAAGUUCAAGGAGGAUAUGGGAAAUAUCAAGGAACAUGGGUGCCUUAUGAUAAAGGAGUAGAUCUAGCAGAACGUUAUAGGGUUAAAGAAUUAUUACAACCACUAAUAGAGUUCAGACCUUCAUUGUCAAGUCCCCCUCUUGCACCAAAACAUGUCACUGCCGCAUCAAAUAGACCAAGAAAACCGCGUGAACCUAAAGAACCUAAAGAACCAAAAGAACCAAAACCUAUUAAACCUCGAGUUUCAAAAAAAGGGAAGGCUAAAGCAAAUGUAAAAGAACAACCCGAAGAAAUAAUAUCAAUGGAUAUAGAAAUGGAAGAUAACGAUGUUACCAGCAUACCCAGUUUACCUUCAACCUCCACCAUAUCACCUUCACCAGCAAUAUCGCCAAUAUUUCCUUCUUCAACUUCACCAAGUAAUCCUAUGCCAGAUUUAUCUUUUAAUGAUGCAACAGAAUCAGAUGAAUAUACUAAAAUUUCCAAAAUAUCUAAAACACCAGAACCUAUUUUGUCAAUGCCAGCCACAAAUCGUUAUACUGAAUUAUUGUUAAAAUAUUUUGAUUCAAAUUCCAAGUCAAUUCCAGACUUUAUUGUAAAUCCGCCACCUGAUUUUGAUCCUAAUAUGACAAUCGAUCAACACGGCCAUUCUUCUCUUCAUUGGGCUGCUGCAACUGCUAAUGUUGAGUUGGUAACCUUGUUGAUUAAAGCAGGCGCUGAUGUUCACAAUGGUAACGUUCUUGGGGAGACUCCGCUUAUGGGAAGUGUCAUGUCUACAUUUAAUUAUGAAAAAAAAACUUUCCAUGAGAUUGUACAACUUUUGAUUAAAACUAUAGGCAAUACUGAUACUCGUGAACAAACUGUAUUACACCACGUUGCAAUUUUUUCUAAUUUGAAGAAUAAGAAGGAGCCAGCUAGAUAUUAUAUGGAGGUUCUUCUUUCCGACUUGAAUCAAUUUCCAUCUUCAAAUGAAGAAUAUCGAAAAAAUAUCAUAAAUAAACAAAAUAUAGAUGGAGAUACUGCAAUUAUUAUGUUAGCUAAAUCAAAAAAUGAAGAUCUUGUGAAAUUAUUAUUUAAUGCAGGUGGUGACCCUUAUAUUUCUAAUAAAGAAAAUAAAAAUGUUAAAACUAACAAUAAUUUUGUUAACACUCCAACAUCACUUGGUUCUACCCUACACUUACCAGAACCUACUACAGUUAUGAAUCGUCUUCCUCCGCCUUUGAUAAACAACUUCCUUCCUGUAACUGAUGUUUUGAUUGCUGAAGAAAUGAAAAAAAUCUCACUAUCUAAUGAGUCAAACACUUCCUUAAUUUCUGAAAGAAAGAAUGAAGAAGAACUUCAUCAAGCUUUAGAAAACAUUAUUAAUGAGAGAGAUCAAUUAAUUAACAAACUGGUAGAAAUGAAAACAUCGCCUAAAGCGUCUACACUACCUUAUAAAUGGGUUUUUAAUAGUAUCUUAAAGGAAAAUGUUUUUGUAGACAAAAACAAUUCUAAUUGA
Entrophospora candida is the source of this 1896-nucleotide messenger RNA. Lineage: Eukaryota; Fungi; Glomeromycota; Glomeromycetes; Entrophosporales; Entrophosporaceae. The record is from the annotation of a GenBank genome assembly.